Molecule: messenger RNA, 2941 nt
Organism: Cynocephalus volans (Philippine flying lemur)
Lineage: Eukaryota; Metazoa; Chordata; Mammalia; Dermoptera; Cynocephalidae
Gene: CFAP251
Product: cilia and flagella associated protein 251
Exons: 17
Coding region: 1-2913 (970 amino acids)
Cellular component (GO): sperm flagellum
Molecular function (GO): protein binding
Source: RefSeq, a predicted model, not a curated record
AUGUCGGAUGCAGAAGAAACCCUUCUAGAAGAAACAGAAGAAAGUGGAGAAACAGAAAUGGAAGAAGAAGAAGAAUAUAAUCCAAAUUAUAAAGAAGUACAAAAUAUGCAGCAGGAACCAAAAGACGAUGACAUUCUAGCAUGGAGAGGGUCUCAGGAGGAGGAGGGGGAGGAGAGAGAGAAGGAGGAGUGGGAGGAGAAGGAGAAGGAAGAAGGAGACGAGGAGGGGGAGGAGAAGGAGAAGGAAGAAGGAGACGAGGAGGGGGAGGAAAAGGAGGACAAAGAGGAGGAGGAGGAGGAGGAGGAAGAAGAAGCUGUCAUAGAAGAAACUGAGGAAAAGGCUGGAGAAGCCCAGGAGGAGGCUGCAGGAGCACAGGAAGAAACCACAGUGAAGCCCCAAGAAAUCAACAAGUCCAUGAUCAAUUUGGAGAAAUUUAUUGAUUCCCAGUCAACCAUGCCAGAAACUUUCCCAAUUACCCAUACACGUAGUGAGUCAAAGCAUUCAUUACAAGCAGAGUCCAGUUCCGAAACAAAUGAGCUCUCAGAAGGCCUGAGCUCACAACAUGAAUUUCUUGAUUUGGAUCAAAUCAGUACUGAGGAACAGCAGAUUAGUUCCCCUGAAAAGCAGUCCUCAGGCGAGCUUGAGGAGAAUAUCGACCAGAUGCCCCAAGAUGAAUUGGGACAAGAAAGAAGAGACUUGGUACCAGAAAAGGGAGUGGAGAGACAAGAAAAGAGAGUAUCAUAUUUCCACAACGAAGGUGAAGGAAAACAAUUCCAGUCCAAACAAGGUAUCUGCAAGGAGUCACUAUUGUCUACCACCACAGAAGACAUUUUGUUCCAAAAGGAUGAGAACGCUGACGUUUAUCCCUUGACUAUGACCUGGUUGUAUGGAUGGAACAGUUCUCUUCCUGUUUACUAUAUUCGAGAUGAAAACCAGAGAGUUCUUCUGUACGUUUGUGCCCACACUGCGGUCCUCUACAAUGUUUUCAGGAAUAAUCAGCACCACCUUCAGGGCCACCCUAACAUCAUCUCCUGCGUCUGCAUCAGUGAAGACAGGCGGUGGAUCGCCACAGCAGACAAAGGGCCAGACUGCCUGAUAAUUAUAUGGGACUCCUUCACAGGUAUUCCUGUGCACACGAUAUUUGACAGCUGCCCAGAAGGUAACGGCAUCAGGGCAAUAGCCAUGUCCCCCGACGCCAAGUAUCUGGCAACCAUCUCAGAUGCUGAAGUCCAGAAAGUGUGCAUCUGGAAGUGGACUUUAGCAGUGGAAACACCAGCAUCUACUCUCGAGCUCCCUAAAGAGUAUGGUUUGCAGAACUAUCUUACUUUUAAUCCAACAAAUAAUAAAGAAUUGGUGAGCAAUAGUAGAACACAAACAAUAUAUUAUUUGUGGAAUGAAGAGAGAGGAAUACUUGCUCACAGUGCCCCACUUUUAACAGAAAAAACCUUCAACAAGCUCGUGGGAAAAUUUAGCCAGUCUGUCUUCCAUUUGAAUUUAACACAAAUCCUCUCAGCAACAAUGGAAGGGAAGCUGGUUGUCUGGGACAUACACCGCCCACCAUUGUCUUCUGCCACCUUUUUGGGCUUUCCCUAUAUCAAGCCUUGUAAAUUGGUUCAUUUGCAGAAAGAAGGUAUCACCGUGCUUACUACAGUUGAUAGCUACAUUGUCACAGGUGACAUUAAGGGCAACAUUAAGUUCUAUGAUCACACCCUGUCCAUUGUUAACUGGUACAGUCACUUCAAACUGAACUCCAUAAGAACUCUGUCCUUUUCAAAGACCCCGGCAACUCUUACGGAGAAAUCAAACUUUCCUCCAGACUGCACUUUAAAAGGUGACCUUUUUAUUGUAAGGAAUCUUGUCAUUGGAACAUCUGAUGCCACGGUGUACCACUUAACGACAGAUGGGACCAAACUUGAGAAGUUAUUCAAAGAGCCCAAGGAUGCCAUUUGUGCCAUCUCAUGCCACCCAUAUCAAUCCCUCAUCGCCAUUGGAAGUGUCUGUGGGAUGAUCAAAGUGUGGGAUUAUGAAAAGAAAAUAUACCUUUUCAGCAGGGUCUUUGAGAAGGGGCUUGGAGUCCAGAGUCUGACCUACAACCCUGAAGGAGCCCUUCUUGGAGCUGGCUUCACAGAGGGGACAGUUUACAUUCUUGAUGCAAUGUCUUUAGAAAGUGAAAUCCCAGAGCCUUUCAAAUAUUCCAGAACCAGUGUGACUCAUAUAAGCUUCUCCCAUGACUCCCAGUAUAUGGCAACUGCUGAUGUAAGUUUUACUGUGGCUGUUUACAUGGUGAUAGUCAAAAAUGGACAAAGGAUCUGGGAAUAUUUAGCAAGACUUCGCUCUCAUCACAAAAGCAUCCAAAGUCUCCUGUUUGGGGUUCAUCUGGAUAGCAAUGAGCCUAGACUGCUGAGCCUCGGGAGAGACAGGCUGUUGAUCGAAUAUAAUCUUCGCAAAAGCCACAAAGACCACCUGGAAGUCCUGGAUAUUCAUCGAACUGACCAGGGCAGCUACCCCACCUGUAUGGUCUGGUACCCGCCGCUCACCAAGGAACUCUUCCUGCUUAUUUGCAACAGCAGCUACAAAGUGAAACUUUUUAAUUCUACCACCAAAAUGUGCAGACAGACACUUGUUGGGCCAGCUUACGGUUCUCCUAUUGAGCAGACACAAGUCCUCCCGGUGAAAACCACUGUGGAACUACAGAAACGCUACUUGGUGUUUAUUAACAGAGACAAGAUUGGACUUCAGAUCUUACCAGUUGACGGCAAUCCACAUAAAACAUCUGCUAUUGUUUGCCACCCAAAUGGGGUGGCUGGAAUGACCCUUUCCUAUGAUGGCUGCUAUGCCUUCACAGCAGGAGGGCACGAUUGCUUGGUAGUACAGUGGAAAAUCAAUUUAAGACCUCGAAGCUUCUCCUCUUAACCUGAAUAUGAGAAAAAGUGAUAGCCAG